Messenger RNA from Exophiala viscosa, 1015 nucleotides. Its product is annotated as RlpA-like double-psi beta-barrel-protein domain-containing protein-containing protein. Bases 267 to 863 code for a protein of 198 amino acids. The record is from RefSeq and is a predicted model, not a curated record. The transcript has 2 exons. NCBI's taxonomy places the organism in Eukaryota, Fungi, Ascomycota, Eurotiomycetes, Chaetothyriales, Herpotrichiellaceae.
CUAUGAGGCACAAUCUUAUCCUGUGUCAUACAACGAACGACAAGUUCCUGGCCGAAUCCAGCCUAUGAAUUUGGGAGCAAGCCGCGCUCCUUUCCAGAAAUCCGGGGUGAGAUCGCCAGAUGGCGGCAUGCAACUGCGAAGAGCUGAAUAUGCAGACAUCUCGAAUACAUACCACGAAUGUUCCGUGUCAAUGAAAACUUGAACUUGCGGGCUUCAUCCCUUGAUCUUGCGUUGCGAUCAUCGCCAUCUAUACGAGCUGAGCAUAUAUGGGCCAACAAGAGGAAGCGCUGAGCGCGGCCAAGUCGGCGACGGUUCACCGCAAGCCCGUAUCUACGCCGCAGCGAUCUGCGCACCCUGCCACACAGCAUAACCGACUCGUUUGGUGGAAGCAUCUCUCGCGACGAACCCGCCUCGCCCUUUUCGCAGCCCUUCUGGCAAGCAUAGCACUGAUCAUCGGCCUUGCCGCCGGGCUCUCGGCACGAAAACAUUCUCGGAACCUCCCUCUGCCUUCAGGACAAGGCGGUCCCUUUACGGGCGAUCUCACAUACUAUGCGCCCGGUCUAGGCGCAUGCGGAGUUACUUCUACCAAUAGCGACAAGAUUGUGGCAAUAUCACAUUUGGUGUUCGAUGCGGCGAGCACAGGAAGCGAUCCAAACGCUAAUCCCUUGUGUGGAAAAAAGAUAAGAGCGAGCAGAGACAACAAGAGCGUGGACCUAAGUGUAGUGGACAGGUGUACGGGGUGCCAGGCGAAAGAUCUCGAUGUCACUGUUGACUCGUUUGCGAUGCUGGCCGAUGCCAACUUAGGGAGGGUGUCUGUGGAAUGGAAUUGGUUGGAAGAUAUACCGGCAAGCGCGCAAGGUUGAUGGCAGUUUUCGAACAUGCCAGACACAAUGGCAUCGUUAUUAAAGCACAGGAUCUUUGGGUGGUGAAGCUCAAACAACCGUUUACGGUUACGACUAUCGAACACCGCGUCCUUCCACUUCGGGACGAAAGAAUCCAGUAAUGGGAAGCGUGG